AUGGAGGAAUGGCUCGAGAGGCGUCACGGGACCCUCUCAUACCGACUGACGCAGGUGAUCACUGGGAAAGGAUGUUUCGGGAAUCACCUGUGUCUGAUCCGCAAGGAGCCAACGCCUGAGUGCCACCACUGCGAUGGCCAGACCGUGGACACGGCUCUCCACACGCUGGCAGAGUGCCCGGCGUGGGUUGAGCAGAGGCGAGACCUCGUGGCGGCCAUCGAAGUGGGAGUUCUCUCGCUCGAUAGCCUGAUUGCGGCUAUCGUGCGGAGCGAGAGUGCGUGGAACUCUGCCGUCUCCUUCUGCGAGCAAGUUAUGCUCGCGAAGGAGACGGCGGAGCGGGAUCCGGCGGGCCCACCAGGUCCGGGAACGGGCCAGGUACCGCAGGCGACUCAGGCGCCGGAGGUCGCAGAACGACCUCCGUUCCAAAUAAGCGCAGGCCUGGGGGUGACAGGUGAAGCCAUCUGUCACCCUAGCAGAAGCAGGCCGGGCGGGCGGCGAGCGCGUUGCGAAGCGCGCUCGCUUCCAGGGAGCAGAGGGAACAUGGGGUUCCCACACGGGGGGUCUUCUACCUGUUGUUGUAGAUGGCCCGAGGUAUGUCGGGGCACCAGGGACUUCCUUUCUAGGGUAUACCUGGUUCCCCGGCUAUUAGUAAUCGAGACGGCGUGCGGUUUUAGUCGGUUCGAGUCCGACAUGCCACCGAUAGGUGGUAUCCGAGGGGAUUUCCGCACAGAAAAAAAAAGGGGAGCCCAUGAUGCUAAAUGUGGAUUUACUCGAGCGUCAUGA
Molecule: messenger RNA, 783 nt
Organism: Arctia plantaginis
Lineage: Eukaryota; Metazoa; Arthropoda; Insecta; Lepidoptera; Erebidae
Source: the annotation of a GenBank genome assembly